UCCUGGCUGGGGGGGAGGAAGGGGGAUGAGAGGAGGGGGGUCACUUCAGCACCUCCAAAAAAGCCCAGGAAAGGGAAGGAGAGAUGAGGGGAGGAUGGCCAUUUGGAAGCACUAGGACUGUUAAUAAUAUGGCUUUCCUCUCCUAAACACUCUCCUGUAACAAAUGGUGUGCAAGAAAACCACUCCAAGGAGGUAACCUAAACUGUUGUUUGAAGUUUAUGCUACAAAAAAUAUAGAAAAUAAAACAGGACCCAGUACAGACCCCUGCGAGAUACCUAUAAUUAGGCUAUGUGGAGAAGUUUUAACUAUUUUCUCUGUAGCCUUUUCACAUCUUUUUCAUUCCUCUUUUUUUGUCCUCCAUUUUUUCCCCAUUCUUUCUACCAACUCCCCUUCCCCAAUCCAGCUCUCCUGUCUCUUUACUAUUUGUUUGACAUUAUAAAAAAAAUGCAAUUUUUUAUCGUCUUCAUACUGCCUUGCCUUUUAUUUAGGUAUGCCUUUCAUGUCCUCUACACAACAAGAGAGACUUGGCCACAGGACAAAUUAGAAAGGUCUAUAUCAAGCAGAAAAAUACUAAUAGCUAUCUUAGAUCUACCACCAGUAAAGUGUCCUGUUGUCCCAAAUAAUGUGGUGAAUUUAGAGGCUUUUUCUGAGAAAUGUUUGUACUUCUGUAAAAGUUACAGUACACGUACGACACUGCUAAUACAUAGUGAAUCUAUGACUGUGCGUGUUGGUGUGUUUGCUGAGUGAUCUCCUCCCAGCAGGUGACCAUUGAACUCUCAACCCAAUCCCCCUGCUGAGGGAGAUGGUUGGGGGGUGAGGUCCACCUCCACGGAGACACACAGCUCCCCCCCCGUCCCGUCCCACAUGGACUCAUCCCUCACCCGGGCGUAUAAAAAGUCUGCUGUGGCUGAAGUUGUUCAGUCUCGUCACCAACUCCACCAGACCACCAUCAUGAAAUUUGUGGCUCUCGCUCUCGCCCUUCUGCUGGCCGUCGGCUCUCAGGCCGCUUCCCUGCCAGCUGAUGCACCUUCCCAGCUGGCCCACGUCCGGGCUGCUGUGGAUGUCUACCUGACUCAGGUGAAGGAAAGUGCCAACAAAGUCCUGGAACACCUUGAUGACACUGAGUACAGGGAUCUCAAGACCACCCUUUCUCAGCGCCUGGAGGACCUGCACAAUCAGAUUAAGUCUUGGCAGGCUUCUGUUUCCCCCCUCACUGACAGCGUUGUCAGUACCAUUGCUGACUCCACCGCUGACUUGCGUACCUCUAUCAUUAAUGAUAUUGAGAACCUGAGAACCGAACUCCUGCCCAAACGUGCUCAUCUGAGGGAUGUCAUCAAAGCACACCUUGGUGACUACUAUGCCCAGCUUCAGCCCCUCUUGAAUGAGUACCAUCAAAAGCACCAAGCUGAGAUGGCAGACCUGAAGACCAAGCUGGAGCCUAUCGUUGAGGCUCUGACUGCCAAGUUGGUUACCAACGUGGAGGAGACCAAGGCAGCCCUGGUGCCCAUAGUGGAGGCUGUGCGUCUCAAGGUCAAUGCGCGUCUGGAGAGUCUGAAAUCCAGCAUCAAACCCUAUGUCGAUGAGUACAAGGACCAGCUGGAGCAGGCCUACCACCAUGCACAAUCCAUGAACGCCGAUGAGAUCACUGCCCUGAAGACGAAGAUCGAACCUUUAGCCGAGGACGUCGUGGCUAAGGUCCAAGCUAUCUUCCAGAACAUCGUGGCUACCUUCAUCAAGAACUAAAUCCUCUACCCUGUUCCUGUAACUAACCUCACCUACCUGUCUUUCCUAGAUCCAUUCCACCUUUCUCUCCAUUCCUUCUUUCCCCACAUGCACACACAGAUCAUCUCCCAAAAUAAAGCCAAUGCCUAACUGAUGCACUUCUUUGCAACAAAAUGGCGGGACUCUUGCUCUCUUCGCUCUCCCAAGCAAAUACCUAACUUCAUGCGCACAUGCUAAAGCACAUGAAAGCAAAGACAUACACAGUCACAUACAUAUUCAGCACACACAUGCUUUGCACGCAUGCUUCACAUGCCAUGGCCAGCUGCUUACAUUUUAUGUAGGAAUUAUAUGUGAAUUAUAACAAGUGCCUGAACCUCUGUGUAAUGAUGCUUGUUUGAUGAAAACUGUGCUUUGACAAAAUAGAGCUCAAUAAACAUCUGACUCUUUAUACUACUUUGCUCUCUGACUCUAACUUGAACAGUUUCAUAUGCCAGAUAGAUAUUGAACUCAUUUCCAUUUCUUCCUAAAUGAUCAGACUGUAAUGACACAGAAUAUUGUCUGUAAAAAUCUAUAAGACACUGCAAUUCACCUUGCUAUUGCAUGCUUGUCUGCCUCAUCUCAAGCCAACAUUAGAAUUAAGAUAAUUUGACCUAUACUGCCAAAAUACAUAAUGCAAUUUAAGAACAAAAAUUACACUUUUGAGGAACGUAAUAGUACACCUUCAGCUUUAUUGGAGUGUUUUUGGCCUCAAUGAGCCUUUAAGGUCAUAUCACACAAACUGCAUUUUGAGAGGUCAUCAUUAAUCAAAAGGUCCAUUGGAAACGAACAAUAUCUAUACAAUCCGUUCUACUUAAGACAGGCUUCCAAUAAUAUAUGAGAUAUUUCUGCCUGUGGUCCUGAAAGCUGUGAUUAAUGAGUCGAUCAGUGGUGCAAAUUGGCCUAUUGACAAACCUAACACUUGUUGUGCUUUCUUAGGGAAAAGCCCUCUUCUCUGUUUUGGAUCCCUCAGGCUGAAACCCUUCAACACUGUCCCAUCAUAGUCGAUGAGGAUGUAGAUGUAGAUGUAGACACACGCAUACACACAAUCAACCACACCACCAAACACUUCCACUCACAUCUGUAAUCAGACAACUUCGAUAUAUCAACUUCACAAAUCAUAUUAUUUGUGUCUUAUUUUGGGUGUUAAUAAUUAUUGUAAGGUCCUCAUGUGAAACAAAACCUUGCAUGGCACACACACAUUGUGAGACAAAGACACUUUCUGAGACCUAUCAGCAUUAAAAGCUGGCGAAAAUGCAAAAAUAAAUCCAGGACUUGACACAGUCUGAAAUGUAGCAUUUUAUAAAUAUGCCAGAAUGUUGCCAUUAAACAAAACCAGGAAUAUCAACCUUAGUCGAUAUUAGGGAAUAAUUGACUUUCCAAUUAUUAUGGUGUUGAAACUGUUCUCCAAGAAAUUAGACGAUGAAUAAUAAAAGCA
Molecule: messenger RNA, 3196 nt
Organism: Xiphias gladius (swordfish)
Lineage: Eukaryota; Metazoa; Chordata; Actinopteri; Istiophoriformes; Xiphiidae
Gene: apoa1b
Product: apolipoprotein A-Ib
Biological process (GO): lipid transport; lipoprotein metabolic process
Cellular component (GO): extracellular region
Molecular function (GO): lipid binding
Source: RefSeq, a predicted model, not a curated record